AUGCCCCUCCUCCUCUUGCUGCUCCUGCUGCCAAACCCUUCACACCCCGCCCCCAUCUGUGAAGUUGGCCACAAGGACAGCCAGAUAGAAGUGAACUGUGAAAAUAAGGGGCUGAAGGCACCGCCUCCAAACCUGCAGGUCAACACCGCCAUCCUCCACCUGGGUGAGAACCCCCUGGGCACUUUCUCCAUGGCAUCCGUGGUGGAUCUGCCCCACCUCACUGAGCUGUUCCUGGGUAAGAGCCAGCUGACCAGCCUGCAGACAGACGUGAAACUGCCGCGGCUGGAGGUCCUGAAUCUAGCGCACAAUGAGCUGAGAAGCCUGCCCAAGCUGGGAUGGGCACUGCCAGCUCUCUCCAUCCUGGAUGUGUCCUUCAACAAGCUGACCUCGCUGUCUUCUGAUGCUCUGCAUGGCCUGAGCCACCUCCAUGAGCUCUAUCUCCGUGGAAACCAGCUGAGGACUCUUCCCCCUGGGCUCCUGGUGCCCACGCCCCGCCUGAAGAAGCUCAACCUGGCUGAAAACGACUUGCAAGAGCUGCCCCCUGAGCUUCUAAAAGGGUUGGAGGAACUUGACACCCUCUAUCUCCAAAACAACAGGCUGCGCACGAUACCAACGGACUUCUUUGGGAUGCUCCUCCUGCCCUAUGCUUUUUUCCAUAACAACUCCUGGUCCUGCGACUGCGGGAUCCUCUAUUUCAGCCGCUGGCUACAGGACAACCCCAGCAAUGUGUAUGUAUGGAAGGAGGAUGUGGAUAUUAAGGCCAUGACCCCCGAUGUGAAGAGCGUUCAGUGUGUCGAUAUGAGUGGCACAUACGUCUACAACUUCUCGGGGGAUGGCUGCUCCAUCCCUGGUGACAGGGACUACCUGGACUACGAUGAAUACGAAGAGGAACACAAGGUACCUGUCACGAGCACUGUGAUCAGCCCCUCUAACCACGCCAUGCACUGGGACCUGCCCUAUUCAGCACUGCCUACUUCGCCAGGCAGUCAAGUGUCCUCCUUGCCUCCAGCUAAGAAACUGACCAUGAUCCCAAUUACUAUAGACUCCAUCACCUCCUCCAAAACUCUAAAAUCCACUACUGAGCCCCCCACAACUCCAACCACCCCAGAAUCCACAACCCCGACCACCCCAGAACCCACAAUCCCAACCACCCCAGAGCCCACUACCCCGACCACCCCAGAGCCCACUUCCCCGACCACCCCAGAGCCCACAACCCCGACCACCCCAGAGCCCACUACCCCGACCACCCCAGAGGCCACAACCCCGACCACCCCAGAGCCCACUACCCCGACCACCCCAGAGGCCACAACCCCGACCACCCCAGAGCCCACUACCCUGACCACCCCAGAGCCCACUACCCCGACCACCCCAGAGCCCACAACACCGACCACCCCAGAGCCCACAACACCGACCACCCCAGAGCCCACUACCCCGACCACCCCAGAACCCGUAAGUGAGACUUUACAACCAACCAUAUUCUUAACCUCCACAGAAUCCAUUUCACUCCCCACUAUCUUAGAAUCCACCAUAACCAUCAUCUCUGAAUCUAACAACCUCUGGAAGGCCCAGGGAUUGGCUAAUUCCAGAAACAACCCUGUUCUCAGCUCUGACUCUUGCUGUCUGUUCCUGGGCUUCUAUAUCUUGGGUCUCCUCUGGCUCCUGGUUGCCUCUGUGAUCCUCAUCCUGCUGCUGUGCUGGGUCCAGCAGCUGAAGCCAUGGGCCCUGGCCACGGCCACCCACACGGCGCACCUGGAACUGCAGAGGGGAAAGCAGGUGACGGUGCACCGGGCCUGGCUGCUUUUCUUCCAAGGCUUACUUCCCACUUUCCGCUCUAGCCUUUUCCUGUGGGUACGGCCUAAUGGCCGCAUGGGGCCUCUGCAGGCGGGUCGGCGGCCUUCGGCCCUGAGCCUGAGUCGUGGUGGGGAUCUGCUGGGGACAGUGGGUGUUAGGUACUCUGGCCACAGCCUCUGA
This is a messenger RNA of Rangifer tarandus platyrhynchus (Svalbard reindeer), 1971 nucleotides long. The record is from the annotation of a GenBank genome assembly. NCBI's taxonomy places the organism in Eukaryota, Metazoa, Chordata, Mammalia, Artiodactyla, Cervidae.